Messenger RNA from Scophthalmus maximus (turbot), 6459 nucleotides. It is a transcript of the gene appbp2, whose product is annotated as amyloid beta precursor protein (cytoplasmic tail) binding protein 2. The transcript is spliced from 13 exons. Bases 928 to 2715 code for a protein of 595 amino acids. The record is from RefSeq and is a predicted model, not a curated record. Gene Ontology annotation, molecular function: protein binding. Gene Ontology annotation, biological process: intracellular protein transport. NCBI's taxonomy places the organism in Eukaryota, Metazoa, Chordata, Actinopteri, Pleuronectiformes, Scophthalmidae.
UUAAUUUAGCAGAUACUUUUGUCAAAAGCGAUUUACAAUAAGUGCAUUCACCCAUGAUAUUACCCCAAACUGAAAAAAAUCGAUAGAGUACAUAAACAUUUAUCAAAUAGGCAAAAACAGCUUGAAGUGGGUCCUGGGGAAUACUCCCCUGGAAGAAAACGUUGUACAUUUCGAAGUUAAAUCCAUCAACACUUACUUUGAUAUAUAUAUAGGCUAGAUAUGUGCUGUAGUGAAAACAUGUUCAUCAUAAACACAUAGGUAUGAAUGUAUGAGUAUAAAUACUGAUCACCACCCUUAAUAUCCUUACAACCUAUAUGUGUUGUAUGGACACUGACGAGCCCCACCCACAUGCUAUUACAAAAUGAGGGAAAGUAACUGCCAAUCACGACAACAGCGCGUUCAUGCAAGGGCGACACCAGCUGAUUCUCCGGUUCAGAGUUCCGUGUUCUGAGCCGAGCUUCACCAAACUUUGAAUAAACGGGUGAAUAGUUCUUUGAGCAGCAGUGGGGCUUUCUUCAGAUGCAAUCCGCAAAAAGAGCAAUUAAUGUCGAUGUUACUCAUAAUCUUGUGGACAAGAGGCUCAACAGGGUCAAAUCUGUGGAGCAACUUGAUUGAGACUUUUACUGUUUUUUUUUUGUUGCAUCGACUGCACAAUGACGUCAGUGCGUCAGCGCCUGUGGAUGUCUGCGUCGGGACGGGGGCACGGAAUCGCUGUAGGGUCGGAAAAGAUGGGAAUAAUAUAGCAGUGUGGGAAUUCUGGCAUUGACUUGUGGAUAGUAGGAGCACCUGUAAUCGACACUUGAAAGCGAAUGUUGUACGAGGUCGCGCGGAGAAGGAAGCGCUUCCGUUGCAUUCAGGUAGCUAAUGUAGGCAGAGUUAGGGAGGGCUGUAGCUGCUGGGCUUUUUUUUUUGGAGAGGGAAAACAACAUGGCUGCGGUGGAGCUCGAAUGGAUCCCAGAAACACUGUACAACACGGCUAUCUCGGCUGUGGUGGACAACUACAGCCGAUCAAGAAGGGACAUACGCUCGCUCCCGGAAAAUAUCCAGUUCGAUGUUUAUUAUAAGCUUUACCAGCAGGGCCGGCUAUGUCAGCUUGGAGGAGAGUUCUGUGAGCUGGAGGUGUUUGCCAAAGUACUGCGGGCCUCAGACAAAAGACACCUCCUGCACCACUGUUUCCAGGCCCUAAUGGACCAUGGUGUAAAAGUUGCCUCAGUUCUGGCAAACUCCUUCAGCCGCCGCUGCUCCUACAUCGCUGAGAGUGACGCCCAUGUCAAAGAAAAGGCCAUCCAGUUUGGCUUUGUGCUGGGUGGGUUCUUGUCCGAUGCGGGCUGGUAUGGAGAUGCAGAGAAAGUGUUUCUGUCGUGCCUGCAGCUGUGUACGCUCCACAGUGAGGUCCUACAUUGCUACCGGGCUGUUGAAUGCUGUGUCAGGCUGCUUCACGUCCGCAAUGGCAACUGCAAGUACCACCUUGGGGAGGAAACUUUCAAGCUUGCUCAGUCUUAUAUGGACAAACUAGCCAAACAUGGCCACCAGGCCAAUAAGGCAGCACUGUAUGGCGAGCUUUGUGCCUUGCUCUUCGCCAAAAGCCACUACGAUGAGGCAUACAGGUGGUGUAUAGAGGCCAUGAAGGAAAUAAGUCCAGGGCUGCCUGUCAAAGUAGUGGUUGAUGUCCUUCGGCAAGCCUCCAAGGCCUGUGUGGUGAAGAGAGAGUUCAGAAAAGCAGAACAGCUGAUCAAACAUGCAGUGUUUCUAGCGAGAGAACAUUUUGGACACAAGCAUCCCAAGUACUCCGACACGCUGCUAGAUUAUGGAUUUUACUUAUUAAAUGUUGACAACAUAUGCCAAUCAGUGGCUAUUUACCAGACGGCACUGGACAUCCGACAGUCUGUUUUCGGAGGGAAGAACAUCCACGUUGCCACAGCCCAUGAAGACCUCGCCUACUCCUCAUAUGUGCACCAGUACAGCUCUGGGAAAUUUGAUAAUGCUCUAUUCCACGCAGAACGUGCCAUAGACAUCAUUACUCACAUUCUGCCUGAGGACCAUCUGCUGCUGGCCUCCUCCAAAAGAGUCAAAGCCCUGAUCCUUGAGGAAAUUGCUAUCGACUGCCACAAUAAAGAGACAGAAGAGCGCCUCCUGCAGGAGGCUCAUGAUCUGCACCUCUCCUCGCUUCAGCUGGCCAAGAAGGCCUUCGGAGAAUUCAACGUCCAGACAGCCAAACACUACGGCAACUUAGGACGACUCUACCAGUCUAUGAGGAAGUUCAAGGACGCAGAGGAGAUGCACAUCAAAGCCAUCCAGAUCAAGGAGCAGCUCCUGGGACACGAGGACUACGAAGUGGCUCUGUCAGUGGGUCACCUGGCGUCCCUCUACAACUACGACAUGAACCAAUAUGAAGAUGCAGAGAGGCUCUACCUGCGCUCCAUCGCUAUCGGUCAGACACAGGGAGGGGAUGGUAAGAAGCUGUUUGGAGAGGGGUACAGCGGGCUGGAGUAUGACUAUCGAGGCCUGAUCAAACUCUACAACUCAGUGGGAAAUUAUGAGAAGGUGUUUGAAUAUCACAAUGUGCUGUCCAACUGGAAUCGGUUGAGGGACCGCCAGUUUGCUGUGGCAGACGCCCUAGAGGACGUCAACACUACGCCCCAGCAGACCCAGGAGGUGGUGCAAGCUUUCUUAUUGGCUCAGAGCUUGGGCCCCACCCGCCCCUGUCUCGCCUGAUUUUAUGAGAGGAAAAAAACUGAAAGACACGUGGGGUUUAGCCUGGCGAGGACACGGAAUGAGUUGAAAUGUGAUGCUUCAGAUGCAAUCGAAUAAUUAGAAAUACACAGUAAAACCAAGCAUCACUGGCAAGUGAGUUGUCUUUUGUAGUCAACAGAAACUGCCAGUGUGUACAGAUCAUACACACACACAUUUAGUCAUGGAAUAAGAAAAAAAAGAUGUAGAGAUGGCAUCGCUAUCAAACCUCAUUGAGAUCAAACCACAUGGACCACCAAGAUGCAACUUCAGACUGGAUGCAACUUCACCCCACAGAGCCUACUGUUGCAUUUCUCCAAGACAAAGAGAAGCCGUGACUGAGGGGUAGGGGGGUUAAAACAAGAAAACCUCUUACCCCUGCAAGGAGGACAAAUGAGCCCUCCUUCUCUAGUCUUACUCUCCUUUAUUCCUUUUCAGUUUGGAAUCCAAGGAUGUUUUUGCUUUGUAUUAGAGCCAGAGUGGCUCUGUAUGCCAUGAACACUCAUCACAGAUGAAAACCAUGUUCUCCUGAACUGUGUAUGUUCCAGAGCAUCUGGACCCCACAUGAAAAAACGUGUUUCAGCCCGCAUCUAGCUGCAUCAUGACUCAGCAGAUCACAGAUGGAAGUUGUUAAGUAUUUUUUGACACUUGUACAGUAAAAUAAUACUGCAGAUUGUACACUGAAAUUUCAGUUGAAGGCUUCGUAGUUAUUGUCUUUGCGGGGAAAUUAGAGUGGACCCUGUUUGAAACUGCUUGGUGGACAGAGAUGAAACAGUGGAAUGUGUUGAACCAGUGGGUAUAUUGUUACAGCUUAAUCCCGACAUAGCAUAAUUAAAAUGCCAAUAACUUAUAUUCAGAAGUGUCUGUUUAUGUAGCCCCUUGUUUAUGCUUUCCCUACCGAGCCAACAGCUCUACACUUUGUGAUGUGACUCGGAGUGAUGAGAGGAAGAUGCUACAUGUACAGAGGCUUUUCAGCCUGAAGGUGUGGCUUUGUGAACGUGUAUGUGUGUCGGUAUUCACAGAAUACUCAGUGUGCCCAAGUGCUCCACUGAUGACUACCAGCCUUACACCAGCUUGCAGUUAUCUGCCUGUAGACGGACCCGUAACUCUUAAGUGCUAAAUUAACUUAUACCCUUAAGGGCACUACAAUGGGGACCAAUAUUGUGUGAGUGUGUGUUUGUGUGCGUGUACGUGCGUGCGUGUGCAUCUGGCCUUUCCUCUCCACUCCGUUCUGUCAGACAUCCCAUUAAUGCAAAGUAAUUUUGUUUUAAACUGGACCUUGUUUUUCUCUCGGCCUCCGUCAGUCAGUCAAAGUAUUUAUGACCAAAAUCUCAUCUGUUGUUUCAUCAAGGUCUUAAUGCUGUGAAACUUACUUUGUAAUUACUCUCCCAGCAGUCUGAUGCCUUAAGAAGCCAUUCAUUCAUUUUACAUAAACACACAACAUCAAUGAAAACGUCCAAUAUAAUCAAAUGUCAGGAUCCCUUGCAUUUGAUUAAAAUAGACUUCAGAUAACGAUAUAUACUUACACUAGACAUUUUGCAGUGUAAUUACACACACUUUCUAAAUGACCUCAAGCAUAUCGUUGGCAUUUCCCUACUGACAUUUCCUCGAUUUCUCCUGUUGUAUAAUGAGAUCAUGUGAGCCAAUAAUUAUUAGUCUAGCUCUGCUCGCUAUCAUUUUUAUACGAAGCAAUGCCUGCUCUGCCCUGGAUCUGAGUGUUUUAAACAUCACAACUUCUACUGGAACAGAAAGAUGAGUCUCUAUGAAAACCAGAGUAAACCUGAAAGGGUUGUUGCCUCUUUUUUGUUACGAUUUCUUACCUUUCACUUUAACCGGCAGAGGCAGAGAUGUAGAAAAGGGACAUAUCUGGGUAAAUCAAACCAAAUCCAUCGGCAUGGCUGAAUCCAAAUGAGUUAGAAUCAUGACUUGGUCAUAUCUCUGUAGUAGCGGAUCGAGAUGUUUGUUGUUGUGUGGAGAAAUAGCUGAUGAGAAUUUGCUCCCUGAUGGAAAACGUGAGAACAGAGUCCAGCUGGAAAACACAUUUAGGCAUUAAUAUCUUCAACAUUACUGAAAAAAAUGUGAUGCCUUCAAGUUCCCCACUGCUUUUUUUUUUUUUUUUUAUGAAUGAAGGAAUUAAGCUUUGUCUUGAUGUUGCUUCAGUACUGUCAGACUCCACCCUCUCCGGCAGUGAUUCAGUGUGAGUCAUUGGGUCCAGCUGAGGAAGUCCAGCCUUAGCCCCUCCCCUUAAACGGAUGCUCGGCUCCACUCUUGGUACUUUGGCUUCAGCAGGCACACUCCCUGCCCGGCAUACCCCCCUCUCUCUGUGACAAGCAACAGUUUGUUCCUUGUACACCUGAGGUCGGUAGUUACAAGCAGGUGAGAUUCAAGAUUAGACGUGGACCCUUUGCAGACAAGUGUAUGUUUCUGUAGAGCUGGCCUUAUAAGUCAAAAGAUUAGAGCCUGACCCAUAUGUAUUUUGGAGGCUGAUAUCGAUAUUAGGGAGAACAAGAUUUCCGAUACGAUAUAUAUAUACCGAUAUAUAUAUAUAUAUAUAUGUAUAUAUACCGAUAUAUAUAUACAUAUGUAUAUAUAUACCGAUAUAUAUAUGCGUACGACAUCAAGGAUUCCUAAGAUGUCGUUAUCAAACCUUUAUGACAAAGUAAUGUAAUUGAGGCUUUAUAUAUUAUUUUAACCAUAAAAAAAAUGAAUCCAAAUAUAUACAACUUGAAUUAAGAGGACGUCAACACUAUGCCCCAGUAGACCCAGGAGGUGGUGCAAGCUUUCUUAUUGGCUCAGAGCUUGGGCCCCACCCGCCCCUAUAUCGGUGAUAGAUUUUAUUAGGAAUGAGAGGGAAAAAACUGAAAGACACGUGGUGUUUAGUCUAACACGGAAUGAGCUGAAAUGUGAUGCUUCAGAUGUAUUCGAAUAAUUAGAAAUACACAGUAAAACCAAGCAUCACUGGCAAGUGUUGUCUUGUAGUUUUUCUUCAUUGUUUAUUCUGUACAAUAAAAGAUUUCAUAUCGGUUAACAUAAGUGCCGAUACUAAUACUGUGAAAGGCUUAUAUCGGUCGAUAUUAUCGGCCGGGCUCUAAAAAAAAAAAAGUUAUCUUGUCCUAACAAAUGAAGAACAACACAGAUUUAAUGACAAAAUCAUCCUACAUUGUUAGAUAUGUUUAAUCCAUCCUAGGUGUUUUGUUCAUUCUGCCUCGUCUUCUGGGAAACUGUUUUUCCUCGAGGAUCCUUUCUAAACGUUGAUCAGCAUUUGAGGUCUGUUGCGUUGGUUUACAAACCGUUGGCAGAAGACUUCUGCCUCGUCUGCAGCGGAGAUCCCACAGAUUUUGACAAGAGGUGUUUUUUGUUCAUGUCAAUAUCUUGCCACGUCACAUUUGUUUUAGUUAUGACCUUGACAAACCGGCUGACUGAUGGAAUGUUGGACACGUGUUUGACUUGACAUAUGUACUGGUCAUCACUGUGAUCUACUGAGAACUGAAGGGGAAUUAAAUAAUUUUAAGAGCUGCUGGGGGGGGGGGGGGGUCCAAGCAUGUGGGCUUGCUGAGCACAUUGGAGAAAUUUUAAAUAAAGCUGUGAUCUCCCCUUUCUCUCUCUACGACUUCAGAUGAGGCGACGGACACCAAAUGUGAUGAGGGAAUGUUUCACUGUUGUCUUGUUACUGCUUCACUGUUAGCUGCAAAAACAAUAAAACUUAUACUGUAUCCUUGAUCACAAACA